AUGGAUCCACGAACAGUCAGGAAGCUCAGUGAAAUUGAGGGAAUCAAAACAUAUUUCUUUGCUCCACUCCUCAAAUAUAUAUUGGAAAAUGAAUCGAUUUUGAUCGAAAAUCCUGGCGAAAUGAAUCGAUUCGCAACUUUCGUUUUGGGGUUGACAGAUCAAUUUCCAACUCCCGAAGAUUUCUUAAAUAUUCUUAUUGGUUCGCAAGAACCAACUAAAGCAGUUAUGGUUCCAGCAAUUGAUGUAUUUCUCUGUUUUGGAUCAGAUUAUUUUCAUAUUGCGAAAAAUAUUGCGAGACGAUUGGGAGAAAAAGGAAUGAGACAUGAUGUUAUUUCGUGUCGCCUUUGUGCAGAAGAUGAAGAGUCAUUUGCAAGCGGUUAGUUUUUAAUGAAGUUUUUUUCAAAAAAUAAUGAUUUUUACAGAUUUAUCAAAACUCGUCGGUAAAACACUGAUUCGAAAAGCAGAAGGAUGUAAUCUUCUGAAAUUGCUUUACUCAAUCAUCAAAGCAAAUUCUGAAUUGGAACGAUUUUAUGCUUUCAGCGAAAUUAGCAUGUCAGAUUUAGACUGGGAUGCUUAUGUUUUCUUGAAAUUAUUCACUCAUGGUUCACAAGAGAAAGUCGAGGAAAUCGAAAUGAUUCGAGAUAAUAUUAUUGCAAAAUUUGGAAGAAAACAUAGAGAAUUAGUGAAACUAUGGAUCGAUGGAGAUGAUUUGGAAAUACAACUCCUACGAAAACUAAUGAAACCUAUGUCAAUUGUUACGGAGAAUGUUUUUCCUUCAAUUAUCGAUAAUCUUUUGCCAAUUAUUGACAGUCGAAAAGAGGACGAUAUUUCGAAAAUUUAUUCACUUAUCAGUCAAAUUCAUUAUAUUACAAUUCGCGCAAUAAUUUCUGGAAAUCGUAUUUUGGUCGAUGAGAUUCAUUCAAAAAUUCCAGUAUCUAUUAAGAAUUUGAUGUUCCCUGGAUUAAUUCGAUCAACUGUUCAAACAUCAAUCACUCUUCUCACAUAUUUUCUACAAUUCUUUGUUUCACUUCCCGAAUCUUCUAUUCUCAAAUUUAGUGAUGUUGAAAAUGCUGGGAUAUAUGAAAUUUUGACGAAUCCGUGGAAAAAAGAUGCUCUCUUCAAACUUCUUCUCGAUUAUCAAUCUUCAUUUGAAAGAGAUGUUUUUGGAUUUCCAGUAAAAUUGAAAGAAUUCCAACAAAGUUGUGUUAUAUUUGCAAUUGAGUUUUGUAUUGAAAUUGUUUCGAAUUAUGAAAGAAAUUUCAAAUUGAAUUGGUUGCACCCGAAGUAUAAAAACAUGCUUUUGAAAACAUUACGAGGUAUUAUUUGAAAAUAAAUUCGCUUGAAAAUACCUAAUAUUUUCCAGAAGAAGAACAACAUCGCUCAACUCAAAUUUCUGCAGAACACGUGACAAAAAUUAUACGAGAACUCGAAAAUGCUCCCAAUUUUUUCGCAACAUCUCCAGUUAAUCAAUAUAUGGCAAAUCCACCAGCGAAUAAUAAAAGUGUGGACGAAAUCGAAGAGCCACAAUUAUUUGUCAGUAUUGGAAAAGGAGUUUUUGUAUGUGCGAGAGAUGUUGAGCCAAAUGAUUUUUCGAUGAAUGAGCAACUUUUUGUGCAUGAUUCGGAAUCGCGAGGACCAUCGGCUUGGUCUUUUGGAAUGACAACAUCAAACGGAGGUUAA
Messenger RNA from Caenorhabditis angaria, 1680 nucleotides. NCBI's taxonomy places the organism in Eukaryota, Metazoa, Nematoda, Chromadorea, Rhabditida, Rhabditidae. The record is from the annotation of a GenBank genome assembly.